AUGCAUUAUUCGAAUAAUAGGAAUACUUAUUAUCAAUCGCCCUAUGCAUCUGACAACAGUAACAAUUCUGAUUCAGUAAAGGCAGCACAAGCAAUAUUUGCUAAAUAUAGAAACUCAAAUAUAAAUACAACUGCAAUUAAAACAUCUGAUAUUUCUAUUCCUGAUUCAAUCACUAAACGGAGUAACGGAAAUACUAAUAAAACUAUACGGAGAGUCGCUAGCAUUAAUAGUACCAGUUCUUCAAAAAAUCGACCAGUACCGCCAAGUGAUAUAUUUAAAAGAAAUAAUAGCAUUUCUGAAAGUGAAAGAAAAGAACUACUAUCACGUUAUAGAAUCCCCGUUGCUAAUAACAAUAACAAUGAUAUUAGGAAUAUUUCGUCUUCCUCCAUAGGAAAUCCUCCUAAAUUAGUGGUAAACAAAAAUAUUCAAGCAAGUAAGUCCUCAAAUGGUGGUGGCAAUAAUAGUAGAUCAAGUAGUAUUAUAAAACGGAAAGCUAGUAAUACUGGUCUUUCCAAUGUUCUUGCCAAAAGUAGAACAAGUAGUGUUUUAAAUGGCAUAAAUAUCUGUAAUACUAGCAGCGCCACUAGCAGUACUAACAAUAGCAGAAAAAAUAGUAUUUCUAGCAAAAAUUCAAACUUAUUAUCCAAACAAAGACAUAGAUCUAUAAGUAAUAGCAGUACUGGUACAAAUAGCACUAUAAAAUUUAAUAAUUGCUGUUCUAGAACUGCUUCUGUCACUACUAAUAUUAUGACUGAUAAAGAAAAGGAUCAAACAACCUUGGAUACUAUUGACAAAGAAUCAGGAAAGGGAAAAGAGGAACAACAACAACAAGAAAAGGAAGAACAACAACAACAGCAGCAGCAACAACAACAACAAGAUGAGGGAAAAUACACUGAAGUUUUAGAUAAUAAUGAUAUUCUUAAAACUUCCUAUAAUACGAGUGUUCGACCUUAUACCCCAACAAAAAACACUCAUAAACGAAUACCUAUUACUUACAGUAAUAACGUAGUUGCAGCAGCAGCAGCAGCAGCUUCCAAGGCAUUAACUACUUUUGAACAGGAAAAAAUUGAAGAAAAUAAAAGAAGGAAACAAUUAAUUAAACAACAAAUUAUACAAAAACAAAAAGAAGAAGAACAGAAGAGGAAAAUAUUACAACAACUUAUUAUUAAGAAGCAGAAGGAGAAAGAAUUGCAAUUAGAACAAUUGAAUAGAAGUUUAGGCAUUAUACCAAAAUCAAAUACAAAUAUUACUACAAAUAACAAAAAUGACCCAACAAUUAGUAAUAAUUCAAUAAAUUUAGUCAGUAACAGCACUAAUUACAAUGUCAAUAACUUUACAAAGAAUAAUCGAACUAUCAAUAUUUCAGAUGACGCUCUAAACGAUGCUAAACACAAUACCCCAAAUACAGAUGAAGUUAGCAAGAGCAACAAAAAUAGCAGUCUAAAUAACAAACAAAAUAAUGGGGUAAACACUAGUCCGAAUACUAUGCGUACAAAUAUCAUAAAGAAAGAUGAUGACUCUCACAUUAAUGACUCAGAUGCUGCAUCAAGUAUAUCAAGGGUUACUUCCCUAUGCUCAUCGAUUUACAACCACAAUAAUAAUAUCAAUAAUAAUAAUGUCAAUAAUAAUAAUAAUAAUAAUAAUAAUAAUAAUGGUAUAAUGAAUCCUAGAGGGUCAUUGGAUAUUUUAUCUGUAGCAUCUUCUAACGAACCAAUGUGUUCAAUUUAUUCAAGUCCUAGUAUUAUUCACGAACCUGCUUUUGAAAAUGAUAUUACUACUAAUAGCGAUAGCAAUGAUAAUUGUGAUACUACCCAUGUUAAUAUGUCUGCUAUACAUAAAUUAAACAAAAUAACUGAACGUGUUGCCAAUGAAGCCAUCAAUUCUUAUAAAAAACACAUUUUAUCUAGAAAUGUUUCGCAUGGUAAUCACAACAGUACCAAGGAGGAUGCCGUCGCAACUGAUAGCAAAAAUAUAUUACUUUCUAUUGCGAAUAAUACAAAUCUAGCAAAAAAGAAGCCAGGGAUAAGUAAGGACCAUGCUCCCCAGAAAACAUUAGAUAAAUCCGAGUUGUCUACAUCCAUUGAAAAUACUGGUUUUUCUACUGUUGGUGUUAAUAGAGAUGAUAAAAAUGAUCAAUAUAACAGUAUAGGAUCCAAUAUUCCAAGCGAAGAAUAUAAUGCAAAAAAUGAGGGUGAGUAUAUGUUCAAACAGGAAAAUCCAAUCACUAAGGCUCCACAAAAUUGUGAUAAUAUUAGUACUAUGGUACCGAAACUGCCAACCUCGAAUAACAGUGCUAGUAAUAAUACUUUAAAGAAUACUCUUGCAAAUGACAACGGGAACAUUUUAACUCAUAAAAAAAGCAGUUCUACUUUAAGCAGUAGCGUUUAUAGUAAUAAUAAUAGAGUUCCACCACCACCGCCACCACCUAUCCUUCAUUCAUCAGUUAUUUCAGAAGCACCUCCGUCUCCUGUUAUAUCCACCUCAAAUGAUACCAAUAAAAUUACCAUAUCACCUUCUAUUGAUGAGACUACAGCUAGUACUCAUAACAAUGGAGUUGUCGACAAUAUUUGUGCCACUUUUCCAUUAAACGAUGAAAUUAUUACAAACAGCAGAGUACUCGGUAUUGAUAAUACACAUAAUGGGUUGAGAUCGAGUCUUUAUUCAAAUAGUAACUUGCGGAGUAUUAUGAGUGGUGAUACAAUGAGUAACAACAGCGAUUCUAUAUUAUCUUCCAAUAAUAAUGCUCAUAGUGUUUCUCUUAAUACUAAUACAACUACCAAUAACAUGCUUUAUAAUAAUAAAAUGAACAUUUAUAAUAACAACAAUAGCAACAACAACAACAACAACAAUGUUAACGAAAACGUUUCUAAUUCCAACCACAGCACAAAUUCUUACGAAAUGGAUCAAUUAGAUAGAAAUAACACGAAUACUAUGAACACAUCAUUUUAUGAAAAGUUUGUUAAGGAUAAUCUGAACAAUAACGUUACUGAAGAGGAUGCUGAACAAGAUGGAAAGGGUCUUUUUGCUAAUGAUGAUACUAUUCCUUUAGUUAACGUAGUAUCUCCCACACCAACUCCCUCCGAAAUUAAUUGUGGCAUGCAUAAUAAAACAAUUACUGAAAAAAAUAAUGCUACUACCAAUAAUAAUAUUGCCAAUACCAAUGUUACUUCUGAUUUUGCUGGUACCGCCACAACUGCGACUACCACCACCACUACAACUACCAAUAAUAAUAAUAAUAAUAAUAAUAAUAAUAAUAAUAAUAAUAAUAAUAAUAAUAAUAAUAAUAAUAAUAACAAUAAUAAUAAUAAUAAUAAUACUACGCUUUCUACUGACAAUACCAACCCUGGUAAUGAUUUGAUCUCAAUAUCACCUCCUUCUAAACCUAUAACAAUUGCUACUAAUGCUGUAGAUACCAAAAAAUUUCAAUUAAAAAAAAAUACUGAUGCUCAACAUGAAGAGCAUACCAAGAAUAAUAAGAAUAAGAAAAAUAAUAAUAGUAGUAAUAAUAAUAAUACAUAUUCUGUAAAAAAUCUAUCCUCUAAAAUGCUAAAACAUAGUUUUUUGAAAAAGAAGUUUAAAAGCCUGAGUAGCUCAUUAGGUUUUAAGAACAAUGGAAACUCCAAUAAAAAGGCAAAUAAUACUACAAACAAAAACACAAUAACUAAAGAUUUGAAUCAUACUAGGGAUCCUACUAAAAACACCAAGGAAAAAGUGUUUUUAAAAAACAUAUCUUCACCCAAAAGUGAUGAAACAAACUUUAAUGGCCCAAUGUCAAUUGAAAAGCCCCAAGACGCUAAAAAGACCAUAAAAUCGCAGGACACUGCUAAUAAUGGCAAAGCGAAACUAUCCAGCACUUCACUGUUGAAAUCUGCUAACGAUAUAGGAUGCCAGAGCAAAAUCGCUCACAAAACUGCCUCCAUUAACCAAAAUGUUGUUGCAACUGGAUCUGAUGGGAAAUCUACACCAAUAAAUACGAUUAAAAACAAAAAAAAUAUCGAAUUUAAAGCUAGCACUCCACCAAAUCUUAUUAAGAAUGAACAGGAAGUUUCAAACAGCAAUAAUAUCGUGAACAGAACCACUGAAAACGAUUUUCUUUUUAAUGAAUCAAACAUUAAACCAUCAAAUCACCGUGUUGAUCUUCCAAAAAAAACUAUUUCCCAAGAUACAAUCAUUACGAACCAGUCUAAUCCAUGUGGAAACAUAGAAGCACUUGCUUCUGCAGAUAGUUUUAAAAAUAUUGGUAAACUGAAGGGAAGCAGCACACCAAGAAACAGUAUUUCAAGAGAACAUGCGCAACACCAUGUUUUAACUACGAUGCGGAAUAAUGACGAUAUAAAUGACAAAAAAAAUAUCAGUAGAAUCAUGAAUAAAAACAGUCAGUACAAACAUCAUCGUAGUAAAAGCUCGCUUUAUUCUAUUGCCUCCAGCGUCAUUCCACACAAAAGUACUAGUAGUUUUGUAAAUGUGAAUGAAUUAAAAACAAAUGAAGCUAAUUAUAACAUUAACGGAACUGGAAUAACUGCCGCUGUUGCUAAGAAUGCUCGUAAAAAACUGAAAAGUGAUUUGUUAUAUGAUAAAAAUGAUAAAAAUUUGGGUACCACAUUACACAGUUCUUUAUCCAGGUUAUCCACUUCUUCAUGCUCUUCUUUGCCGUCUUCUUUAGCUACCUCGCCUAUUUCUUCAGAUUUAUAUGGAUUCGAUAAUUUCCCUACACCAAGAAGGAGUGUUAGUAGUAGUACUGCUAAUAAUGUAAGAUCUUUAUUAAACCCAAUGAAAAUAAAGGGGAAGAGGUUAUCCAUGGAUUCAUUGGUUAGUAGUAUUAGACCAUCAAUUACACAGAACUUAUCUAGUAACAAUCUGCAUAGUUUUUCUUCAUAUGAUAGUAGCGAUGAUAGCGUUGGAUUUACUGAUAGAAAUACGAAAUAUGAUGAUGAUUUUCAUUUUUAUAAUGAUGGUGCUGAUACUGGUGCCGGUGUUGAUUACGAUGACGGCACAGAAGAUGAUGAUAGUGCUUUGUCAUCGACUUCAUCUUCGAUAAAUUUGCCACCUAGUGAUGUUGAUGGUUCAACAAAUAAAAAAAGGAGAAAUAAUAAAAAACAAAUAAAGAAAGAUUACAACAAGAAAAGAAAUAGCUGUUUGAAUCUCCAAAAUAAAAAUCUCACUAACGGAAGUUUCCCCAUUGGUUAUAGUCAUAAUAGCAGCAAAAAUAAGAAUAAUAACGGAUCAGGCUUGAAUAACGAUGCACACGGAGCCACCAAUUCAAGUAUAUCUUCCUUAUACAAAUCUAAUGGUAGCUUGUCCAUAGCAGGCCAUAACCACAAUACUAACAUUAAGAACAAUAACAACGGGGAUUAUUUAGUAACAAAUAAGACAUUCAAUGAGGACAAACCUUGGAAACACCAUUUGGAUUUGGGAUAUAUUACAGCCAGUGAAAGGCAAAGAUAUGAGGGUAUCUGGAUUUCCAAUAAAAACAAAUAUUUAAAUUUAUUACCUUGGGAGGGUGUUUCGGAACACGCAGCAAAAAAGGACGCCAUUUUGAAUCUAAUUGUUUUGGAAAUAUGGAAUAGAUCUAAAUUAAGUCAGCGAUUAUUAUAUAGGAUAUAUAAUAUGGUUGACUUAAAUAAGGAUGGCACUUUAUCGAGGAAAAGUUUUAUUGUUGGUAUGUGGCUAAUUGAUCAAUGCUUAUAUGGAAAAAAGUUGCCUAAUAAAGUAGCAGAUAAGGUUUGGCAAUCUGUUGAUCACAUAAUUAUUGAAAAAAGUGGGAACAAGAGUAAAAAUAAAGCUACCCUUAAUAGUGGUACUAGUCAUAGGAAGAAACAUCAUGGCGAGAGUAGUAAAUUAUACCAUUCUAGUAAGAAAUUAGUUAAAGAAAGUGGGAGUAAAGUGAAGAAGCAUUUAAAGAAAAAUCUGAUAUAA
Messenger RNA from Saccharomycodes ludwigii, 5916 nucleotides. RefSeq lists its product as uncharacterized. Bases 1 to 5916 code for a protein of 1971 amino acids. NCBI's taxonomy places the organism in Eukaryota, Fungi, Ascomycota, Saccharomycetes, Saccharomycodales, Saccharomycodaceae. The record is from RefSeq and is a predicted model, not a curated record. Gene Ontology annotation, molecular function: protein binding. The transcript has a single exon.